UAUUACCAUUUGGCAUUUAGCAAAGCAUUUCUUUAUUCUAUGAUAUCUGCUUUUAUAACGUGCAAAUAUAUGUUAAGAUUUGAAGUUUAGAAAUUAAAAAAAUUAAAUUAACAAUAAAAACUGUGAGGUACUUAGUUUUUAAAAACGUCUGGUUGUUUUAUAUAUUUUUGUAGUUCUACAUAUUUUGUCUUUUUAUAUUAUAUUAUGGCUUUAGUUCGUGUUAAAAGACGUCACAACGAAGACCCGUUCAAUUCUGUUGUUAUAUCUCACAAAAAGUUAAAAACAAACGGUGCUCAAAAUUGUGAUUGUGUAUUUCAAUUUGCCGGUACUGUAAAAGAUACAAAUGAAGGUCUUUCACAAAUAUUAAAAGAAGCACGGGAAGGAAGAUCUGUCAAGGACUUGACCAAGACACACAAAAAUAAAAAGUUUACUAAUAUAAUUGGACAUUCUAAAUCUGAACGUUCAAAGAUAAUCAACACUCUUAGAGCUGUAAAACAAGAUACAAUACCAGUGUGUUCUAUUUUAGAUGGAACUGAUACAAAGAUCAAUGUUGUUGAUGUUGAUAUUAUAAACGAUAAAGUGAAACCAUCAAUAGAUGAAGGAAUUUCAAUAGAUUAUGUAUAUGAUUUGUAUUAUGCUCCAGACACUACUAAAGAGCUAAUUGAUAUUCAAGAUAUAGAUAGUGUACACGGCUUGGAUUCAGAUAAAUUUUACUCAAUAUGUGAGAAAGUAGAUGACAACGAAGAUUCGUCUCCGUGUGAAGACGAUGAUGAUUCCAAUGAUGAAGGUAAUUGGAGAAACGAUUAUCCAGAUGAAGAAGAAAUCGAAAACAGUGAUGGUGACUACGAAGAUUUGAUCAUUGGGUCUAAGCAACUAAAUAUGAACAGUUGUAGUAGCAGCGAUAUCGAAGAGGACGAUAACAUUGAAGAUUAUGAUUAUCGUUAUGAAAGAUACAAAGCACGGGUGAAAGCAGAGGAAAAUUACUAUUAUAAUAUUAUACCAGAUACAUCCGAAGAAUCAUGUGAUUCCGGUUGAUUUUGUAGUAAAAUACAGAUUAUGUAAAAUUAAUUUUUACUGCGUAAUUGGCGUUACCAAAUUAUAAUUGUAACAAUUAUCUAUACAAAGUUUUUAAUUUUAGUUUCUGUAUUUUUAUUAAGUAUAUAAACACCAAUAAUUAUUUAUGUAGUUUGUGAAUUUAUAGUAUUUGUUGUUUUUGAGGUAGGUGUAAUCUAAUUUUUUUUUUUGUUGUAUACUUAAGAGAUGAUUUACAUUUGGGUCAAGCAUCUGUCUUUAAAAAAAAUAC
Molecule: messenger RNA, 1303 nt
Organism: Adelges cooleyi (spruce gall adelgid)
Lineage: Eukaryota; Metazoa; Arthropoda; Insecta; Hemiptera; Adelgidae
Gene: fs(2)ltoPP43
Product: probable RNA polymerase II nuclear localization protein SLC7A6OS
Exons: 6
Coding region: 205-1035 (276 amino acids)
Biological process (GO): developmental process
Source: RefSeq, a predicted model, not a curated record